AUGUCGAUCCUUUCACGAGCCGCGUCUGGCCACUCAUUAUCAUUAAAAUUAAAUACUGGACUUAAUCAUGUCUUUCGUUUUACACGUUCUCUACAAUCAACAGCAACAGACUCCACACCUGAAACUAUGGAGCUAGAUAGUGAAAACCAACAAGAAGAUCAAGGAACUGGUUUUUAUACUAUGGUAGAAAAAUUUUAUGAUCGUGCAGCUAAAAUUCUUGAAGAUAAACUAGUUCUCGAUAUGACAAAAUCGAAAUUAACUGAUCAACAAAAACUUACUAAAGUUCAAGGUGUUUUAACUAUGAUGAAACCACCAAAUUAUGUUUUGGCUAUUACAUUUCCUGUUCGACGUGAUAAUGGUGAAUGGGAAUUAAUUGAAGCAUGGCGUGCACAACAUUCAUUACAUCGAACACCAUGUAAAGGUGGUAUACGUUAUUCAUUAGAUGUUAAUUUAGAUGAAGUCAAAGCAUUAGCAGCUCUAAUGACCUUUAAAUGUGCUUGUGUCAAUGUACCAUUCGGAGGAGCAAAAGCUGGUGUUAAGAUUAAUCCUAAAGAUUGGUCGGAAGGAGAAUUAGAACGUAUAACACGACGAUUAACUGUUGAAUUAGCUAAGAAAGGUUUUAUUGGACCCGGUAUUGAUGUACCAGCUCCAGAUAUGGGUACAGGUGAACGUGAAAUGGCAUGGAUUGCGGAUACAUAUGCAUCAACAGUCGGCUGGGAAGAUAUUAAUGCAAUGGCUUGUAUAACUGGUAAACCUAUUUUACAAGGUGGUAUUCAUGGUCGAACAUCAGCAACUGGCCGUGGUUUAUAUCAUGGUGUAAAUAAUUUUAUAAAUGAAAAAUUUUAUAUGGAUAAAAUUGGUUUGACAACUGGUUUACCUGGAAAAACAUUUAUUGUUCAAGGUUUCGGUAAUGUUGGUCUCCAUUCCUCACGUUAUUUAACAAGACACGGUGCUAAAUGUAUCGGUGUACUUGAAUAUGAUGGAGGUAUAUUUAAUCGAGAUGGUAUUGAUCCAAAAGAACUUGAAGAUUAUAAAUUUGAACAUGGAACAAUCAAUGGUUUUCCUGGCGCUCAAAAAUAUGAAAAAGAAGAUAAACUCGCAUUGCUUUAUGAACCAUGUGAUAUUCUUGUACCUGCUGCUAGUGAACAACAAAUUACAUCAAGAAAUGCUCGUCGUAUUCAAGCUAAAAUUAUUGCUGAAGGUGCCAAUGGACCAACAACACCAGCAGCUGAUAAAAUUCUUUUAUCAAAAAAUAUUUUAGUUAUUCCAGAUAUGUAUAUUAAUGCUGGUGGUGUUACUGUAUCAUAUUUUGAAUGGCUUAAAAAUCUCAAUCAUACAUCCUAUGGUCGAUUAACAUUCAAAUAUCAACGUGAUACUAAUUAUUCACUUCUUGAAAGUGUACAAAGUUCAUUAGAAGCUAAAUUUGGAAAAAUGGGAGGAAAAAUUCCUAUUAUUCCAAGUGACAACUUUUACAAACGUAUGGCAGGUGCUUCAGAAGUUGAUAUUGUUCAUUCAGGUCUUGAACAAACUAUGGAACGAUCAGCACUUGCAAUAAUGAAAACAGCUCAACGUCAUAAUUUAGGUUUAGAUAUACGUACUGCCGCUUAUGUAACUUCUUUAGAAAAAAUUUACAAUGUCUAUUCAGCCGCUGGAAUGACAUUUGGUGUUUAA
Messenger RNA from Adineta steineri, 1671 nucleotides. Lineage: Eukaryota; Metazoa; Rotifera; Eurotatoria; Adinetida; Adinetidae. The record is from the annotation of a GenBank genome assembly.